UCCCCACAGGCUCCUCUGGCUCCUCUGGCCUCCAUGCCAUCGCCAGACCUGAAGACCUCCAUAGGGUCCUUUGAGUCCCUGUCAACCCUGAGCACCUCCCAGCCACCAGAGCCUUUGUGUCCCCUGAAGCACCCUUCACACCCGCCACAUGCCGGCACCCUAUUACCAAACCCGACCACCUCCGUAGAAUCCUUGGGGUCUCUGCCAUCCCUGAGCUCCUCCCGGCCACCAGAGCCUUUGCGUCUCCUGAAGCAUCCUUCACACAAGCCAUGUAGGCGUUCCACUCCCCGACAUCGGAACCCCAGCUGGGCGUCCUGGUCCGACUCCACCCAAGCUGAUUCUCAGACUGACGCCACAACAUGCCCGAUGUGCAGCGCCCCUGAGCGCUCUUGUCUACACAGCCGGUGGGUGCCUUUGCCUUCCAGCGCUCGAGUGAUCCGAGGCGUUGGUUGCUGCAGUGAUCCUGACCUGGACCUCUCCUGGAGCCAGGAGGCUGCCAGAGCCUGGUGCCUCUGCACCUCCUCACAGUGCCCAUUCCAGUGCCCUAAUCUUCCCACCCACCUACCAAAGGCUUCCCUCGAGGGAGACCCCACAUGCAGGCAGGGGAAGGCAGGGGUCCCACUUUCCUCAGCCUGGACGUGCCAAAGCUGCUGGACACACAAGGCACCAAAAUCCCAGACACCACCCUGA
This is a messenger RNA of Saimiri boliviensis boliviensis (Bolivian squirrel monkey), 690 nucleotides long. The record is from RefSeq and is a predicted model, not a curated record. Lineage: Eukaryota; Metazoa; Chordata; Mammalia; Primates; Cebidae.